CUUUUUUUUUUUUUUUAAUAGUUCACGGAUCCUCGCUCUCCUUGGUUUCCAGCACGUCAUCGAUUUAUUCUACACCAGAAGAAAAGUGCCAGUCAGAGAUUCGCAAACUGCGGCGGGAGCUGGAUGCCUCCCAGGAAAAGGUUUCAGCUUUGACCACGCAGCUGACCGCAAACGCUCACCUGGUGGCCGCCUUUGAACAGAGUCUUGGAAACAUGACAAUCAGGCUCCAGAGUUUGACCAUGACAGCUGAGCAAAAGGAUUCAGAACUGAAUGAGUUAAGAAAAACCAUCGAGCUGCUGAAGAAACAGAACGCAGCCGCCCAGGCUGCCAUUAAUGGGGUCAUUAACACACCGGAGCUCAACUGCAAAGGAAGCGGUACCUCGCAGUCUACAGACCUCCGCAUCCGCAGACAGCACUCCUCUGAUAGUGUCUCCAGCAUCAACAGCACUACCAGCCACUCCAGCGUGGGCAGCAACAUGGAGAGUGACGCCAGGAAGAAGAAAAGAAAGAAUUGGGUCAAUGAGUUACGCAGCUCCUUCAAGCAAGCCUUCGGGAAGAAGAAGUCCCCCAAGUCUGCGUCCUCUCAUUCAGACAUCGAGGAGAUGACCGAUUCUUCAUUGCCUUCCUCACCAAAGCUACCACACAACGGUUCCACAGGUUCCACGCCACUGUUGAGGGGCUCUCACUCCAACUCCCUCAUUUCAGAGUGCAUUGAUAGUGAAGCCGAGACGGUCAUGCAGCUCCGAAAUGAGCUGCGAGACAAGGAGAUGAAGCUGACAGACAUCCGCCUAGAAGCCCUCAGCUCCGCACACCAGCUUGACCAGCUCCGGGAGGCCAUGAACAGGAUGCAGAGUGAAAUAGAGAAGCUGAAAGCUGAGAACGACCGGCUGAAGUCCGAGUCUCAAGGCAGUGGCUGCAGCCGGGCGCCCUCCCAGGUGUCCCUCUCGGCCUCCCCUAGGCAGUCCAUGGGCCUCUCCCAGCACAGCCUGAACCUCACGGAGUCAACCAGCCUGGACAUGUUGCUGGAUGACACUGGUGAAUGCUCGGCUCGGAAGGAAGGAGGCAGGCAUGUUAAGAUAGUUGUCAGCUUUCAGGAGGAAAUGAAGUGGAAGGAGGAUUCCAGACCACACCUCUUUCUUAUUGGCUGCAUUGGAGUUAGUGGCAAGACGAAGUGGGAUGUGCUCGAUGGGGUGGUUAGAAGACUGUUCAAAGAAUACAUCAUCCACGUCGACCCCGUGAGUCAGCUGGGGCUGAAUUCAGAUAGUGUUCUGGGCUACAGCAUUGGGGAAAUCAAGCGCAGCAACACCUCUGAGACCCCCGAGCUUCUUCCCUGUGGCUAUCUGGUCGGCGAGAACACGACCAUCUCUGUGACCGUCAAAGGGCUCGCGGAGAACAGCCUGGACUCCCUGGUGUUCGAGUCCCUGAUCCCCAAGCCCAUCCUGCAGCGCUACGUUUCCCUGCUGGUGGAGCACCGGCGGAUCAUCCUCUCCGGCCCCAGUGGCACGGGGAAAACCUACUUGGCCAACCGGCUGUCCGAGUACUUGGUGCUGCGGGAGGGACGGGAGCUGACGGAUGGUGUCAUCGCCACCUUCAACGUGGACCACAAGUCCAGCAAGGAAUUGCGCCAGUACCUGUCCAACCUUGCUGACCAGUGCACCAGCGAGAACAACGCUGUGGACAUGCCCCUCGUCAUCAUCCUCGACAACCUGCAUCACGUCAGCUCCCUGGGCGAGAUCUUCAAUGGGCUGCUCAACUGCAAGGACCAUAAAUGCCCUUACAUAAUCGGCACAAUGAACCAGGCUACCUCAUCUACUCCCAAUCUGCAGCUUCAUCACAACUUCAGGUGGGUGCUUUGUGCCAACCACACGGAGCCCGUGAAGGGCUUUCUCGGCCGGUUCCUGAGGCGGAAGCUCAUGGAAACAGAGAUCAGUGGGCGAGUGCGGAAUGUGGAGCUGGUAAAAAUCAUCGACUGGAUUCCCAAGGUCUGGCAUCACCUCAACCGCUUCCUGGAGGCUCACAGCUCCUCAGACGUCACCAUAGGCCCCCGGCUCUUCCUGUCAUGCCCCAUCGAUGUGGAUGGCUCCAGGGUGUGGUUCACCGACUUGUGGAACUACUCGAUUAUCCCCUAUCUCCUGGAAGCCGUCAGAGAAGGACUCCAGCUCUAUGGAAGGCGGGCCCCCUGGGAGGAUCCCGCCAAGUGGGUGAUGGACACCUACCCCUGGGCAGCCAGCCCACAGCAACACGAGUGGCCUCCCCUGCUGCAGCUCCGGCCUGAGGAUGUCGGCUUCGACGGCUACUCCAUGCCUCGGGAAGGGUCUGCGAGCAAGCAGAUGCCCCCCAGCGAUGCUGAAGGAGACCCACUGAUGAACAUGCUGAUGAGGCUGCAGGAGGCGGCCAACUACUCCAGCCCCCAGAGCUACGACAGCGACUCCAACAGCAACAGCCAUCACGACGACAUCCUGGACUCGUCCCUAGAGUCGACUCUGUGACAGGGGCCAGCCGUGGAGCCUGCCCGCCUCCCCCCUCCCUGCCCUGCCCCACCUGCGUGCCCCGCACCUUCCUGAGCCAGCCCCCCGGCCACGGCGCGAGAGCUGCAGGGAUACCCAGACCCCUCCUCCUCCAGCCUCGACCUGGGUGCGGGCCUCCCAGGCCAGCCGCCUUGGCACCGCUCCCUUCCACAGGGAGACCUGCACUACCUUCUUGUUUAUUUUCAUUAUCGUUUGCCUUGUUGCCGUGACCUCCCUAAGACACUGAAGGUACUUCUCGGGAAACGAUCGUCACCGUUGAAAUGAAAAGGUUCUAAAGAAAACAAACAAACCAAGAACCCGCUUGGAAGCUUCUGAAACCAAACAGCAUCCUGCGGCGAGCUACCCAGAGCGGAAGAGACUGGAGCCACGCUGGAAAUGCGGGCAACACAGCUUCCCCUCGGCAUAGAGCCUCGGGCCUGGGUCUUGCCGCCAGCAGCCUGCAUCUGCCUCCACGCCCCCGCGCCUCCCCCGCAGCCGGCCGCCCAGACAGCUGGUGCUAACGGGGCGGGCGCCGCUGGGUCCCACUCGGCUGACUGCGCAGCUACGACGCAGGGACACCGCAGGGAAACGCGAAGCGCGCUCGCUGUUUUGUUCUGCUUCUUAAAUGGUGCUCUCCUUCCCCGAGAGGUAUUUUUGCCUGUUCCCGUUCAGCCCCACCUUCCAGACCCGUCAGCCUCCAGUCGAUCCUGAGCGUGAGUGGAACGUGCGCGAGCGGAUGUGGCCACGAUGCAGACGGCCCGUGUCUACUUCCCCCUCCUGUCUCAAUGAAUCAGGUUUUUCUUUCUGCAAACACUGUGGACAGUGAGAAUUGGUCUGUUUUGGAGAACUGGUUACCCCCUUGCAAAUGAGGUUGAGUUUCCCCCCUUUUCUGACUCAUUGAUUUUGGAGAUUUUUUUCUUCCCCCCCGCCCCCCCGCCUUUGGUCAGAAUCAGUCCUUUGGUGAAAGAAAGAACUGCAGGAGUUGAGUUUCGGUUUGGUCCUGCUGAGUUCUGGUUGUUCAGUUGUCCAUCCUCACGGUUUUACACCUCGCCGCGCCCUGCUGGGGGGGGGGGGGCGGGGCGGGUCGCGUCCUUUCUAGUGGACCAGGACCCCAUCCUCCACGCGCGGGUGAGCGGGGACCUUGCCUUUCCUUCUCGUCCUCGAGGCUUCAGAACGCACAUCAACACCUCAGGCGUGCCAGCCCCAACCUCAGGUGGGAUGCUGAGGUCACCUCGCACAAGACUUGCACUUUCCUCAGAACCAACGUGACACAACUCCACAAGGGGCCGGAAUCCGCUCCCUUUCAGAAGCCCGGGUCCCCGUCCGGACGAGUCUUGCCUGACCUCUUUGGUGCUGACCUUCCCAAAGCGAUGCCUUACUGGUUUUGUACUAACCAUGUUCAUUUUACGAGUGUUGUGCCUGCCUGGGGUCCAUUAGUUUUUUUGUUUAUUUUCCCCAUCAGAGCAAAGAGGGCUAAAAAGUCAUCUACUCAUUAGGAGGACUCAAGUUGCUGUGACUUUUCUCAUCCAAAAGACUCAUUUGUGUGGAUGCGUGACCAUGGGUAAAAGGAAAAAGGAAAAAAAAAAGAUGCAUUUUUUUUUUUUUUUUUUUAGGUUCUUAUCAGUCUCCAGCUAACACUCUGCCUGGACAGUGAUCUGUCUGAUGCAGGAAAAGGCAAAAGUUGCUGCAAGUCCGCAAGGCAUUGCUGAUGCAUACCCUGCUAGGAUGUGUCUUCAACAUACUGGUAUUUCCUUUACAGAGAGUGCUAAAACUCUAAGUUGUUUGUUUCUGCUUUAUAAAGAGAAUCUUCAUCGGACCCCAGUGGGGGUGUCUCUGUUAACAAUCAGGGUUUUUAUUCCACCUUUCACAUUUCUAUUUCUGAAGGUCCAUCUCUGUACAUUUUUUUUUUCAUUCACUUACCACAAGAACUUGACCUGAAACUGCUCGCAUGACAUUGGAUGACACCAUUUUCUUCCUCCUUAGAGGAAAAGGAGAAAUGUGUCCCACUAGCUGGUGAAUGGACUAGCUCUCUGUGCUGUCCUUGCUUUCAUCUCCAUAAACUCAGACUCUCUUGCACGCAGCCUUCGUUAGCCAUCUGGAUGUGUGAGUGUGUCUUGUUCUGUUUUGUUUUUUCAUAAAAAUUUUAAACCAUGAAUUUAGCCUGUGACCACGGGCCACACCCUGAGCCUUCUGGUAAACCUGAAGACUGGUCCUUCUCAAUCUGUUUCCCAACGAUGACCUUACACGCUCAUACUGUGAAUUUGGGAGGAGGUAAAAUGGACUUCUCCUUGGGGGCAGUUUUCCCAGUCACCUUGUGAGUAGACACCUGCCAAUAUUGUUUGAAACCCCCCCCUUUUUUUUUAAUUGACACCUUUUCUGUCGUCUCCCCUCCUACAGACUUCCCUCCCACUGGGUCCAGGCUCAGAACCAAGACCUCUGUCCCUGGUACUGCCUAACUAGUGACCAGUGAUUUCAAGUAGUGUAGCCCUUGUGUGAUUCACAACUCCGUGUCCUUCCUAAAGUUUCGGGAAGCAGGGUUGUCUGAUGUGCACAUUUCUUAUUUCAGUCCUAUUUUACUUUAGUGUCACUCACCUUUGACAAAGUGACUUUGUACUCAUUUAGGGCUCUGUCCGAAAUGCUUCCAUUUUGCCUUUUUCUACAGUUAGGCUAAUUUUGAAAUGUAUGAAAUUCUAUGCAACAUUUAUGUUGAGUUACCAAUGGAAGCCAAAAGUCUUCCCAAACUGCCAAGAAUUAUACAGGCCAUAAAUGAGAUGGGAAUAUCUUUUAAUUUAAGUUUGGGGGUGGGGGAGGGGUGGGACAAGGAAUGAGACUUGCCUAGACCUUUGUUGUGUCUUGGGGACAUUUUUUAUUUCACUGUCGAUGCUUCAACUUCGAAAUUCUGUGUACUCAAAUUUGAUCGUGGCGAAUCUACUUCAAAAGGAAAAAAAAAUAAUCCAGCUUUGUGGAUAUUAAAUGGAAGGUUUGCUGUUUUAAUCUAGUUGUUUCCAGUGGAGCAGUUUAUGAAAUAUGUCCUAUAAGAUGUACAUUUUUUCAUUGUAACAUAGAAAUUGUAAAUAAUCGAUUAAAGUGCUGCAUUUUGAUGAAUUUUUUCUAGCCAUUUUUAAAGAGAAAACUAGGAAUUGAGUAUUUUGUGUACGGUAUGUUUCCUUCCUCCUUCCCUCCCACCCUCCCUAUUUAAUUUUCAUUUGUCAUGAGGUUUUUGGAUUUGCCAAUGAUCUACUGGAGAUCAUGCCCCACGUCAUAGAGAAUAAACCUGAUGAUUGUACCAGUCUUAAAUUAUUCAUGAUUCAAUAAAAUUGAUGCUUAUUUAUUCA
This is a messenger RNA of Leptonychotes weddellii (Weddell seal), 5842 nucleotides long. Lineage: Eukaryota; Metazoa; Chordata; Mammalia; Carnivora; Phocidae. The record is from RefSeq and is a predicted model, not a curated record.